Messenger RNA from Mercenaria mercenaria, 8271 nucleotides. Its product is annotated as glycine cleavage system H protein, mitochondrial-like. Gene Ontology annotation, cellular component: glycine cleavage complex; mitochondrion; cytoplasm. NCBI's taxonomy places the organism in Eukaryota, Metazoa, Mollusca, Bivalvia, Venerida, Veneridae. Gene Ontology annotation, biological process: glycine decarboxylation via glycine cleavage system; protein lipoylation. The transcript has 5 exons. The record is from RefSeq and is a predicted model, not a curated record. Bases 39 to 542 code for a protein of 167 amino acids.
UAUUUGAAAUUCUUUCGGUUCAAUUGACGGAAACAGAGAUGGCUUCCUGUGUACUCAGAAAAGUUGCAAAUCCGCAGAUUUUUCGUUAUCUCUCGAAAAAUGCAGCAUCAAUUAAUGUAGUUAAAAGACAGACAAGGAAGAUACACUCAACACCGUUUGUUCUGCAGAAAUACUUCACAGAGAAACAUGAAUGGGUAGAUGUGCCUGAAGGGAGCACACAGGGUACAGUGGGCAUUACAGACUAUGCACAGGAUAAAUUAGGAGAAGUGGUAUAUGUUCAGCUGCCAGAAAAAGGAGACAGUCUGGAAGCAGAUGGUGAGGCAGGAGUGUUGGAAAGUGUGAAAGCAGCAAGUGACAUAUACAGUCCUGUCACUGGGGAAGUCACAGAUGUUAACCAAGCAGUAGCUGAUAACCCUAAAGCAAUAAAUGACAGUCCGUAUGAAGAUGGCUGGUUAUUCAAGUUGACCCUGUCAUCACCGAGUGAGCUUGAAAAUUUAAUGAAUGAAGAAAGCUACGAAGAAUAUCUGAAAACUUGUGAUUGAUGCAUUAAUAUAUUAUUGAUUGAUGCAUUAAUAUACUAUCUGUUUUGCAGUAUUUACUAUGUAAAUUGUGUGAGAGUCCUGCUUUGAAAGGAAGGUUGUUUUUAACUCACCUGUCACGAAGUGACAAGGUGAGCUACUGUGACCGCUUGAUGUCCAUCGUGCGUAGUGUGUCGUCCGUCAACAAUUUCUAAAAAAAUCUUCUUCUUGAAAACCACUGGGCAGAAUUACACCAAACUUCACAAGAAUGAAACUUGGGUGGCCCCCUUUCAAAAUUAUUCAAAGAAUUGAAUUCCAUGCGGAACUCUGGUUGCCAUGGCAACUGAAAGAAGAAACUUUAAAAAUCUUCUUCUCAAAAAGCAGAAGCCCUAGAGCUUAGAUAUUUGGUGUGAAGCAUUGCCUAGUGGACCUCUACCAAAUUUGUUCAAAUCAUGACCCUGGGGUCAAAAUUGACCCCACCCCAGGGGUCACUCGAUUUUACAUAGGAAAAUCUUCAAAAAUCUUCUCAAAAACCAGAAGCCCUAGAGCUUAGAUAUUUGACAUGUAGCAUUGCCUAGUGGACCUCUACUGAAAUUGUUCAAAUCAUGACCCUGGGGUCAAAAUUGACCCCGCCCCAGGGGUCACUUGAUUUUACAUAGGAAAAUCUUCAAAAAAUUUCAAAAAAUAAACCAGAAGGCCUAGAGCUUAGAUACUUCACAUGUAGCAUUGCCUAGUGGACCUCUUCAAAAUUUAUUCAAAUCAUGGCCCCAGGGGUCAAAAUUGACCCUGCCCCAGGGGUCACUUGAUUUUACAUAGGAAAAUCUUCAAAAAAAUUCUAGAAAUAAACCAGAAGGCCUAGAGCUUAGAUAUUUGACAUGUAGCAUUGCCUAGUGGACCUCUACAAAAAAGUUUCAAAUCAUGACCCCUGUGUCAAAAUUGACCCCGCCCCAGGGGUCACUUGAUUUUACAUAGGAAAAUCUUCAAAAAAUUUCUAAAAAUAAACCAGAAGGCCUAGAGCUUAGAUAUUUGACAUGUAGCAUUGCCUAGUGGACCUCUACAAAAUUUGUUCAAAUCUUGAACCCCCCAGCAUCAAAUUGACCCAGCCCCAGGGGUUACUUGAUUGAACACAGGGAAAUCUUCAUAAAUUUGCUUAAAAUAAACCAGAAGGCCUAGAUCUUAGAUAUUUGAUAUGUAACAUUGCCUAAUAGACUUCUACAAACUUUGUUCAAAUUAUGACCCUGGGGUAAAAUUGGCCCCGCCCCAGACGUUACUUGAUUGUACAUCAGAAAAUCUUCCAAAAAAUUUCUAAAAAUCAUCAGUUUGACAUUUGAAACAUGUAGCUUAUAUUACUCAGGUGAGCGAUCCAGGGUCAUAAUGACCCUCUUGUUUGUUGUAUGGAUACUGUAUUUUAAUACCUGUUUACCAUACAAUGUGUUUCAUUACUGAUAUAUCAGGUAUAAAAAUGUAUGUAUUGAAUGAUUACUCUUGUUGAUGUGUAUUGCCUAACCAAGUAAAAGAUAUCUAUUGAUGAGAUGUAUAGCUUAGAUAAUAAAGGAAAGUAAUCAUAUGUAUGACAAUUCUUAGUGUAAAUACAUACAUAGCUAACUAUAUUACAUAUUAUUGUACCCCCGACAACAAAGUUGUAAGGAGGGGUAUACUGGUUUCAGGUUGUCUGUCUGUCUGUCCGUCUGUCCGUAGACGCAAUCUUGUGUGCACCAUCUCUCCUUAUCCCCUUGACAGAAUUUAAUGAAACUUCACACAAGUGAUCAGUACCAACAGUAGUUGUGCAUGGGACAUGUUAGGUUCUUUUAGAAAAAAAAUUGCAGAGUUAUGGGACUUUGUUUUUUUGUUACUAUAGGAGAGAUCGCCAUUACGUCACGCAUAAAUACCUGUUUAUCUGGUGGUGGGUAAAACAAAUGUUUUUACACCGUUUGUGUAUGGGAUCUGAAUUUUUAAUUUUUAAUAACUUUUUCGCUCAUUUAUGGAUUUUAAAAAUUAAAAAAGUUUUGGAAUGCUUAGGAUUUUCAUAUUUUCCCAUUUAAAUAUCUUUUUAAAAUGAAUAUCCGUUUUAAAUGACAUAAGAUUUUAAUAGCGGCGUAGCGAUCCUCCAAACAUUUUGAAAAAACACUGUAAGUUAAGCGUUCAUAAUUAAUCCAUUUAAUUUCGAAUUUAUAAUCAAAAGUAAUCAAUAAAUUGCUUGUUUUAUACACUUUCCGUUGAUCAUAAAAUUAUUGAUAUUAUUUGUGUUUUAAGAAAGUUUAAGCCGUUAGAAAGACAUCACUGUUUACAAAAAACAUGGACGCUCGGCGUCGGCCCACCCGGUCUUUGUCUUAUCAGUUCUAAAAAUAGAAAAUACAAUGGAUUUGUUUACAAACACGAUCACUCCUAUACUAUAUACACAGACACAAUCUUGUGCGCACCAUCUCUCCUCAUCCCCUUGACACAAUUUAAUGAAACUUCACACAAGUGAUCAGUAACAAAAGUAGUUAUGCAUGGGGCAUCUUAGGUUCUUUCAGAAAAAAAAUUUGCAGAGUAAUGGGACUCUGUUUUUUUGUUAUUAUACUAUAUACAUAGACACAAUCUUGUGUGCACCAUCUCUCCUCAUUCCCUUGACACAAUUUAAUGAAACUUAACACAAGUGAUCAGUAACAACAGUAGUUGUGCAUGGGGCAUGUUAGGUUCUUUCAGCGACAAAAAUUGCAGAGUUAUGGGACUUUGUUUCUUGUUAACAUACUAUGUACAUACAGUCUGCAUAUGCAAUCUUGUGCGUGCCUAAUCUACCAAACCCUUACACACAAUUUAAUGAAACUUCACACAAGUGAUCUGUACCAACCCUAGUUGUGCAUGGUGCAUGUUACAUUCUUUUAGAUAAAUAUUCUGCAUAGUUAUGGGACUUUGUUUUUUGUUACUAUACUGUAUACAUACAGUCUAUAUACAUACAGUCCACAUAAUUAUGCUAUCUUGUGUGCGUCAAAUUGCAAUGUACUGUGUCAGUGCAUGCUGGGGGUACAUUCAUCACCUUUAGUGAUAGCUCUAGUUAUCUCAGGAUUAUGUUUCUUCCAGUUUUGUACAUGUGAUACAGAUCUUGAUUAUGUAGUCAUUUCAAAUGAUGUUUCUGUCUCACAUAAAAGGUGUAAACAUUGUCUUGUUAGGAUAAAGAAUGGUAGUGCUAAGAAAUACAGAUGAAAUAAUGGUCUUGUAAACAGUUUGUAAAAUUGUUAUGUGUGAGUUGUUUUUCCAUAGAAAUACUUAUAAAAUAACUGGUGCAAUGCUGCUCUAUCACACUUGUAUAGAUAUAUAAGCCUGCUUUGUUACUUUGUAUUAAUGGCUAGUUAAUUCUUACUACAGUUCUAAACUUUUUUUACAGCCCUUUUAAAGAUGUUAGAUUUAGAAUCUGUAACAUAACUUAAAAUUUGGUGGAUAAUUGAUUGUUUCGUUGAUAUACAAUGUAUAUAUUUUGUUAUGAAUGACCAGCUUCAUUGGAAAGAGCUGUAAUGUAUCUGAUAAUCAUUGAUUUUGUUUUCAUUUUCUUUCCGUUUAAUUGGCAGUAAAUCCAACCAUAUAUUAUGGGUAAUAAUAAUUAAAAUUCUUUGUUGACCUUGGUGUGUAAGACAUCAUGCCAUGUCAGAUAUAACAUAUAUUCCUGGACAGUGAAUGCAGGACCAUAUCAACUGAACUAUGCACGUAUAUGACCUUAAAUAAUCAAAAAUGUGUAGCAGUCUGUUUGAUUGACAUUCCGAAAGAGACUUUUUCCUAAUGUAAAGUCCCACCUAUGUUUUCAUGUGGAAUUACAACUCUCUUGUGGGAAUGGAAUAUGAUCAGGAAACUGAAAUGUGUUUGUUGUACAGAAUUAGUUGCUUUGCAGAAGUUCAUGUACUAUAGUAUAUUGUCUAAUUGGAAAGGAAGUUACCUCCCUUUUCAAAGAAGUUAAUUAACUGUAGUAUUGUCUCAUUGGAAAGAAAGUUACCUCCCUUUGUAAGGAGGUAUUUGUUUCUUGUAGGAAUUUGUAGCACAUUUAGUUAUUAUGUCUCCCACCACACAGUGAUGUGGGAGACAUAUUGAUUUAUUCCAGUCUGUCUGUGUGUGUGUCCGUCACAAAGCUUGUCCGCACUCUAAGUCGAACAUUUCUCAUCCGAUUUUCACCGAACUUAAACAAAAUGUGUUUGACCAUAAGACCUCGGCCAAGUUCGAUAACUAACCAAAUCGGUCCAGGCGUCUUGGGGUUAUGGAACUUGAAUUACCAAAAAUCGGCCUUUUUACUCUUGUCCACACUCUACUUCAAACAUUUUUCAUCCGAUCUUCACCAAACUUGAACAAAAUGUGUUUAACUAUAAGACCUCGUCCAAGUUCGAUAACUAGCCAAAUCGGUCCAGGCAUUUUGGGGUUACGGCCCUUGAAUUAUCGAAAAAUCGGCCUUUUUACUCUUGUCCAAACUUGAACAAAAUGUGUUUGACCAUGAGACCUCGACCAGGUUUGACAACUAGCCAAAUCAGUCUAGGCAUUUUGGAGUUACGUCCCUUGAAUUACCGAAAAAUCCGCCUUUAUACAAUUGUCCGCUCUCUAAAUCGAACAUUUCUCAUCCGAUCUUCACCAAACUUGAACAAAAUGCGUUUGGCCAUAAGACCUUAGCCAAGUUCCAUAACUAGCCAAAUCCGCCAAGACACUUGAUUUAUGGCCCUUGAAUUACUGAUUGGAUCCACUCAUCCAGACCAUCUAAUUGGAUCAACUCGUCUUAACCAUCUAGAGAAACUAGGCAUUUUUCAUAGGGGCAGUUGUGGGAGACAUGCGCUUUUCUCAAAAGCAUCUCUGGUACUAAAUAUGAUUUGCUUUAUCAGAAUAUUUAAUAUUUUGGGUUGUAUAUUAUGAUUUAAUUGGCAUUAUCUGUAUUUGGAAUGUUACAUCAUUUAUAAUAACACUGGUGUAGUUUAAUCUAUGAAUCUCAAAAAAUACUGCAAGAUUUUCUCGCUCAGUUCCUUGCAGGUUUUUUGUUAUGAUCUCAGACGUGAUUUUUUUCUAGCAUAGACCUCUCGGCUUUUGUUUACAGUACUUGCUUAUUUUUGCCUUUAUGUCAAAUCCCUUAUUUCAGGUGUUAACACAUUUAAAUAAGCUAAUCAGUUGUAUACUUCUUAUGGUUGUAAAAGGAGGCAUUAAGUAAUUUAAACAUUUUAUUUUUCCCCUAUUAAUUAGAUAUAAACUUUUAGCCAUAUUAUGGUUUUCUUUUAAGGUAUCCAAUCCACAAAUAGAUAAUAUUUUGAUGCCUGGUGACCCCAUGUAGAGUUGUAAAUAAGAUGACCAUAACAAUAUGCACGAAUCACUACAGUCAUGUUUUUUGACUGCGAAAUGAUAAUUUUUACACUGUAAUUGGAUUUCUUUUUAAGUAUCAUCGAAAACUGUAAAGUAAAAAAAAUAAAAAUUCUAUAACAUAUUUUGUCAUGUAAUUUAUAUUUUCGUCUUCAGUAGAAGAUACACUUGCAAAUGAUACCAAAAUUAUAUGAGCUUACCCGGCAUCAGUAUUUUAUAUAUUUUGAUAGCAGUGUUUAUAGAACUUGCUUAAUUGUGGAUUAUAAGAAAUAUAAAAGAUUAUAAGAGUUUUAUGAAAUUUUCAGUUGAUAAACAUGUUUUUAUACAUUCACUUCAUUUGCAGUGAAUAAUACAUGUAGGUUAUGGUAGCUGUAAAUACUUGCUACACAAGAAAUAUUCAAUGUAUGUCUGUUUGAAUAUCAAACUUCAUUAAGUGUCAUAUAGUGUAGCAUCAAUGAGGCGUUUUGUUACAGAAAUCUUUUUAUAGUUAUGUUUAUUUCAUGUAGGUAUUUGACUAUUUGUUAUCUGAGUAUGACUGACAGAAUUUUUGUUUUUCUCAAGACAUGAUUAUGUGGGAGAUUUUUAUUUGAUAGAUCACAAACGAAUUUGAUGUUAUUUUAUGUUGCCUUUAAUUCAAUGUCACUAAAAGCUGUAACUGUAAUGAACCAUUUAUUGUUCAUAUUGUGUAUUCUACACACGAAUAUGCUAUACCAUAAAAAUGUUAAGAAUACAUUUUUAUUUGGCCGAAACACACAGUUAAAAUUUUGUGCAGGUAAUGUCCCAUCAGCAUCUGAUCAGCUGGUUUAAACUGUAAAUAUGGCUUAAAUGCUCCUGAAAUUAUAUAUUAUUUGAAACAGUUGAAGCACGACUACAGGCAUCUAAAUCAUACAAAGUGAAAUCUGUUCAUGUACAUUUUAUGUACAUGAGUACCUGCCUGCGUCCACCUUCAGUUUUGAAGCUGGAAACAACACCUAUAAUUAUAUAUAAUUAUUAUUCAUAUAAUAAUCUUUAAUUAAUUGCAGCAUUAACCCUUAGCCUGCUGGCGGCAAGUGAUUCUGCCUUUGCGACCAGUGCAGACCAAGAUCAGCCUGCACAUCUGUGCAGUCUGAUCAUGGUCUGCACUGUUCGCUAUUCAGUCAGUAAAUUUUCAGUGAACAUCCCUUCGAAUAAUAAAUGGUUUUGCCCAAAUUGAAUGAUGGACCAGUUUAUUUUAGAAAUUUAAUAGGAUAAGGGUUAAUUAAUUGCAGCAUUAAGUAGAUAAAUGUGGAUUUGAUAUAUAGCCUGGUUAAACUUAUUAGAGCUCUUCUGCACCCACUCCCUGUCAAAAACCAAUCUUUUCUGCCGGCACAACCGCUCCCGCAUAUAUCAGAAAUGGAACUUUGUCAUUUUCUUCAUCAGUUCAGGCUCCAACUAUUGAACAUGAUUGACUGCAUUCAUAAAAAAAAGUGCUUCUAGUUCCAACUAAUCAUUUUCAGAAUUUUUCUUAUUUAUUUAUAAUGAUGUGAAAAUUACACUCUUCACGUGUGUGAAAAAUGUGACACAAGAUGUCUGAAGAAUAGGUACAUAUUAAUAUUUUCUGUAAAUAUGUAGAGCAUACAGUUGUGAUAACUGUAUUUGUAUGAAGAAUACAGAGGAUGAAAAAAAAAAUGGUUUUACAUAGCUGUUAUAAUGUGUAUGAAAGAUAUAUGAAUUUUACUUUGUUUGCAUCUGUUUUUCUUUCUUUUUUUGUAAACUAAAGAUUGUUAUGAUUUUUUUAUACUCACAUACAAAGGUCAUAGCAUGCUGAUUUUUGGGAUUAUGGUGAAUAAACAUGAACUUAUGCACAAAAUGUUUCUUUUAUUUUACCACGACCACAAGGGAGAUUUGAAAACCAUAUACAUUGAGAAGUGGUUCUAAACUCACUUGUGCACAAAGUGCUGGAAGAGAGAUAUUGAUUGUAAACACACAGGGUCUUUUAACCUGUGUUUUAAGUUUUACUGUUAACACAUUUGAGGUUGUUAUAAUGGCCAACUUUAAAUUAGGUUUAGUCAGAAUGUUUGUCUCAGUAUAACUUUUUAUAGUAUAGACAAAAUUAAUACUUAGUUAAACAAGGUCACUUGUUCAUAUAAAAACCUUUGUAAGCGCCCAAGAGGCCACAAUUUCUAUCUGAUCUUCAUGGAACAUGGUGAGAAUAUUUUUCUUUGUGGUUCUGGGAUGAUCUGUGUAUGAAAAGAAUUGGAACCACUGCCUUACCCUUGCAUGAUCAUAAGAGGCGACUAAUAGGGUCUUAACACUUGGUUUUGCUGUAACUCAGUGCUUCCAGCAGAUAUGCAAAUUUUGAUUCCAUACCUUUUGUUUUUAUUUCGAUGUAAAUGAGAUAUGAAACCAAAAUUUGUAGUCCUGUUUGGCACCAUAUAAGCUAUACUGUGUUGGUGCGCCGAAAAACCAAAAUAAAAUAAAUAAAUUAAAUUUA